AUGGCGGCGACGGCGACGGCGACGGCGGCGGCGACGGGUUUGGCUGGCACGGGUGUGAAUGCAACGGGGAAUGCAACGGCUGCAGGAGGAUUGGUGGGGGCGGCGACGAUUGGAUCUUCGACCGUGGGUAGUAGCAGUGGUGGUGGGGCGCCUAGCAGCGGACGGAUCAAGUGGUGUACCGACUUGGAAAAGCAGAGCUUGGUGACAAACUUCGAGAAGCGGCACUGGCAGCGCACGGCUCGUGAUGGCAACGAUUGGAACAUAUACUGGGCCACGGUGGGCACGGUCCAUCGCCUCUUCAGCCCGGACAGCGGCUUUCGCCUCAAUGAUCACCAGCUCUUGAAUCACUUCCCCAAUCACUACGAGUUGACCCGAAAAGAUUUGAUGGUCAAGAACAUCAAGCGCUACCGUCGUGACUGUGAACGUGAUGGCUCUCCCCUCGCAGCACGUGGACCUGAUGGCUCCUACCUGCAUCUUGACCUCGUGCCCGGGACAUACAUGUUGCCGAGCGAGUACGGCCUCUUUGUCGACGAGUUUCGCCGCUCCCCGGGCACGUGGAUCAUGAAGCCCGCUGGCGCUGCACAGGGCCGUGGCAUUUUCCUCGUUAAUAAACUUGCCCAGCUCAAGCGCUGGUCUAGAGAAGCCAAAUCGCAGGCCAAGACUUAUGUCAUCUCCCGCUACCUGGACGCACCCUUGCUGAUUGGCGGCAAAAAGUUUGACCUCAGACUCUACGUCCUCGUCACCUCCUUUCGGCCACUACGUGCCUACAUCUCGCGCGAGGGCUUUUGUCGCUUUUGUACCGUCAAGUACACCGCCAGCACCGUGUCCAUGGAUAACAUGUACGUCCAUCUUACCAACGUGUCCCUACAAAAGCACAGCGAGACCUACAACGAUGUGCACGGAGGCAAAUGGACGCUGCAAAACCUGAUGCUAUACAUGGCCGGCACUCGAGGCAGUGCAGCGGCCCAGCAGCUGCAUGACGACAUGAUGUGGGUUAUUUUACAGAGCUUAAAAAGUGUACAGAACGUUAUGGUCAGCGACCGACACUGUUAUGAAAUUUAUGGCUACGACAUUAUCAUUGACGCCGCCCUCAAGCCUUGGCUCAUUGAGGUCAAUGCGUCCCCUUCUCUCUCCGCCACCACCAUAGCAGACCGGAACAUGAAGCACACUGUUAUCAAUGAUGCCAUGAACAUCCUGUGCCCCGACGGUCAAAUGCCCGACGUAAAACGUUACCACGUGCCAACGGCUGCCCAGAUGGGCUCAUUCGAAGUAUUGUACGAUGAAACGCUCUUGCCUGCUGCCAACACCGCCAAACCUGGCAAAAAGGGGCCGCGGCGCACUGUCAGCACAAGCUCAACGUGGCGCUAG
This is a messenger RNA of Monosiga brevicollis MX1, 1368 nucleotides long. RefSeq lists its product as uncharacterized. Gene Ontology annotation, cellular component: cilium. NCBI's taxonomy places the organism in Eukaryota, Choanoflagellata, Craspedida, Salpingoecidae. Bases 1 to 1368 code for a protein of 455 amino acids. Gene Ontology annotation, biological process: microtubule cytoskeleton organization; protein polyglutamylation. The transcript is spliced from 5 exons. The record is from RefSeq and is a predicted model, not a curated record. Gene Ontology annotation, molecular function: tubulin-glutamic acid ligase activity; tubulin binding.